UUGGUUUGCUGCGUUGGCGACGUCCCAUGAUGCCCGCGCGGGCAUGCGCAGUGGGGCUUGUCUGUUCGUCGCGGUACGGGUAAUGGCGGCGGUGGAACGAUGGCAUUUCACACCACAACAACUCCUGGACACUCCUACACGCAAGUGUGGUGUAGACGCCGACAAAGAACUUUCCUACAGACAACAGGCUGCUAACUUGAUCCAGGACAUGGGACAACGCCUCACCGUUAACCAACUAUGUAUCAACACUGCCAUUGUAUAUAUGCAUCGGUUUUACAUGUAUCAUUCCUUCACCAAGUUCCACAGAAAUGCCCUGGCUGCUGCAUGCUUGUUCCUGGCUGCCAAAGUGGAAGAACAGCCUCGCAAACUGGAGCAUGUGAUCCGCGUGGCCCAUGUCUGCCUGCACAGGGACUCCCCCAACCUGGACACGAAAAGCGAGACAUAUCUUCAACAAGCACAAGAUUUAGUCAUCAAUGAGAGUAUACUGUUGCAAACUUUAGGCUUUGAGGUUGCCAUAGACCAUCCCCACACACAUGUGGUCAAAACUACCCAACUUAUUCGAGGUUUUCAGAACAUGAGGCAGAAAGGCCAGGAGGGGUCCAAGUCUUGUCUUACACACGGUGAUGCCCCCAAGGAUUUGGCGCAGACCGCAUAUUUCAUGGCGACCAACAGUCUGCACCUGACGGCCUUCAGCCUACAGUACAAGCCGACCGUGGUGGCCUGCAUGUGUAUCCACCUCGCCUGCAAGUGGGCCAGUUGGGAGAUCCCGCGGUCAAAUGAUGGGAAGUACUGGUGGGAGUAUGUUGACCCCAAUGUUACGCUGGACCUACUUGACAGUCUCACCACAGAAUUUCUGCAUAUUAUGGACAAGACCCCCAGUCGACUGAAGAGGAAAAUAAGCAAUUACAAAAUGGCUGGUGACUCCCCAAUGUCCUCCAUCUUUAAUGCUGCUCACACCUCAGGAAAAAUGAGGCCAAAGCCAGAGGCCACAUCCACUGUUUCCACGGCAACUGCCUCUGGUAGUUCUGCCACUACGGGCCAGCCCCAGCCUGGAUCCUCCUCCAACUAUUCAGCCCCUACAGAAUACACCAACCAUGACAGGCAAGGGAAGGAUGGCUCACACCACAAGGCAGGCAUGCAGGCAGCCAGUUCCACUUCUGUAAAUACUUCCACCAGCGUGGAUCUGAAAUCCCACCCCGACCUCCCCACCCUGCCUCCGCUGGUCCCCCCGGCAACCAAGUCCCCGCCCAAGCUCUUCAUCAACCAGGACGCCCUGCGGAAAAUGGAGGAGAAGAGGGAAGGCACGCCGACUGGCCACGGCACCCACCACUCACAGCGUCCCAGCACACACAGAGACAAGUACGGCAGGCCUGUACCGUCCAAAUCAGACAGAGGUGAGAGAGAGCACGGCAUGGCUGGUGCAGCGAAACAUCACCCCGGUCAGAUGAACGCCCACAGGGAGAGACACCACCACCACGGGCACCAUCCUGCGUCCCACAAAGACCAGCAGAGGCACCAUGAGAAGGUCCCGGCUCCGGGGCACGAGAAAACGUCCACCGUGCACCACCACCCGAGAGAGAAGGUGCCGCCCAACAGUAAGGACAAGCAUCGGCACGAGCACCACCACCACAGGCACUCUGCCGGCGCCGCCUCCUCCAGACACCAUUCCCGCGCCACCCAGCCAUCUCAGGGCAGCCUGCCACACCCACACAAACACCAGGGGCCGGGCGACGCCACCGACCCCAAGUCCAGGAAGCGGGCGCACGCGGGCAGCCCCGACAUGGCCCUGCUCCACGGUGCAGCAAGGAUGGCCGCAGACGGAGGCGUGGCGCUCAUGCACCCCUCCCCUGCCAAAAAGCACCAGCGGGAUCACCCCUCACAGCUCCAGGCGCCUGCCCCGGGGUCGCUGGAGAGCUCCAGCCUGCUCAAGUUGCCGAUGCCCCCUCCCGCCCCCUCCAGCCAGAACCCCCCUCAGCCCCCUCCCCCCAAGCCUCAGUCAGCAAGUGCAAUACAGUCCAAGUACCAGGAUACUGGGCUGGCCACGGAAAACGGAAAGGAGGGCGAUGACAUGGACAUUGUGACUGACGAAAACUCAGGCGACGACCCCCUUCUCCAGUUAUUGGGCCAAACUUCCGACCAAUCCAUGUCCGGGCAUUCUUUCUUCCAGGACCCCACGUUGGGAGAGUACCCCCUGUUUGGUAUGUCAGGCAUGGAUGUCUUUGGAAUGUCCACUAUGUCAUAUCCUACCUUACCCCAACCCCCCCUCCCUCAACAUCCCCCACCCCCUCCCAACGAACCCCCACCCCCUCCUCCCCCACCCCCAGAGUAAACGGUGCUGUUUAUAUCUUCUUUACGAAAAUACAAAAAAUACAUAUUAGAAGCAAGUAUUGCAAUCUGUCAGUGUGGAUAAGUCCUAUCUAUAGUAUCUUUUGUUACCUGUACAUAUUAUUGCUUGUAAUAGACAAAAAGCACAAUACAGACAUGAGUUGUCUAACAAAAAAGAUGACUGUACAUUACUUUUGUAUUUGUUGUAAAACUGCAAAUUUAGGACUAGAUGACUCUCGGAGAAUCUUGUACUGUAGUUGCCAUGUGUGCGUGAGCCAAGACAAGCUGUUCCUUGGUCGGCACAACUUUUCUCUCCAACGGGUUUCCUAACUGUUCUAAAUUAAAGCGAGCUGUAAAAUGCUUUGGUAGAAUUCUCUGGGACAUGGAAGACCGAAUAUUGCUUCCUCAAGCACUAAGUAUUAAGUUUUACGUAGGUCUGAAGUCCAUUGUAACUAAGGCAUGCCGUGUGCUUUGCUGUAGGGUCUCAAUUGUGCAAAAUGAUUUACUUGUUCCUUUUGAUGAAUGUAAGCUAAUUUAUUGAUAUCCAACAUAAUCUUAUAAGACCGUAUGUGUUGUACUGGCAAGACAAGGUGUUGAAGUGCACAUUUUAAGAGAAACGUGGAAAAAAAUGAGAAGAUACAUUUUGUACCAAGAUUAUACUAGUGUUUUGCUUUAAAAAAAAAACUGCAGCCCUUGUGAGUUUAUUAUAAUACUUAAGCAGACGGAGGGAUUGUUGUUGUAUGGACCAAUAGCAAUUAGGCUGCUUGUAUGUAUUACUGGAUAGGUCCUGUACGUAAGAGCACUGUUCUAGGUGCACAAGUAAACUGACUCAGGAGUAAGUACUGUUAGCGUUAUUAGCGGAAACUUAGCCGUCACCCGAGUAGCACAAAGACAUAGAACGAAGAUCUUGAGAAGAACAACAGAUGAAAGCAAAUACAAGAAAGAGCAUAUUGUAAAUUUUAUUUCAUACCUUUACAUCUUUGUUUAUUGAUAAAAGCAUGACAAGGUAUAAGAGCUGACAUUUUGUACUUGUUUUUUUGAUCACAAGAAAUGCCUUUUUUUAGAUAGUGGGACAAUAAACCUUUAAAUGUUG
Messenger RNA from Branchiostoma belcheri (Belcher's lancelet), 3418 nucleotides. RefSeq names its product cyclin-T2-like. The transcript has 13 exons. Lineage: Eukaryota; Metazoa; Chordata; Leptocardii; Amphioxiformes; Branchiostomatidae. Gene Ontology annotation, cellular component: cyclin/CDK positive transcription elongation factor complex; nucleus. Gene Ontology annotation, molecular function: cyclin-dependent protein serine/threonine kinase activator activity. The coding region runs from base 44 to 2329 and encodes 761 amino acids. Gene Ontology annotation, biological process: positive regulation of DNA-templated transcription, elongation; regulation of transcription by RNA polymerase II. The record is from RefSeq and is a predicted model, not a curated record.